AUGGACCAGCUGCCCCGUCUCCCAUGUCCUUUCUCUGGGACCCCUGUGCCCUGUGCCCCGGCCAGGGAUGGCCUCUGGCUCCUGGUCACCUACCUGGAAGAACUGGGAGCCACAGAGCUCAAAAAGUUCAAGUUCUGCCUGGGGCCAGCCUCAGCACAAGGGCCCAGGGGGAUUGCCUGGAGCUGCCUGGAGACCGCAGGGCCUCUGGAGGUGGCCCAGCUGCUGGUUACCCACUGUGGGGAGCAGGGGGCCUGGCUGAGGGCCCUGAACAUCUUUGAGCAGAUCAACAGGAAGGACUUAUGGGAGAAAGGCCAGAGAGAGGAGCUGGUGAGCGAUCCCCGCGAGACGUACCGGGACCAGGUGCGCCGCCGCUUCCGGCUGAUGCAGGAUCGCAACGGGCGCCUGGGCGAGUGCGUGAACCUGAGCCAGCGCUACACGCGGCUGCUCCUGGUCCAGGAACACGCCACCCCACUGCUGGCGCAGCAGACGCUGCUGGGCACAGGCCGCGGGCACGUGCCGGCCGCCGGCCGCCAGGCCAGCCUCAUCUGCAUGGAGGCGCUCUUCGAGCCGGACGAGGCGCGGCCCGAGCCGCCCUGCACUGUGGUCCUGCAGGGGGCGGCCGGCAUGGGCAAGUCCAUGCUGGCGCACAAGGUGAUGCUGGACUGGGCCGACGGGCGCCUCUUCCAGGACAGGUUCGAUUACGUCUUCUACAUCAACUGCCGCGAGCUGAACCAGGGCGCUGCCCCGCGCAGUGCCCGUGACCUGUUGUCCGAGCUGCGCGCACCCUUCCCGGAGUUGCUGCGCGCGCCCGAGCGGCUCCUGUUCAUCAUCGACGGCUUCGAUGAGCUCCAGCCCGCCCUCCACGACGCCCGUGGGCCCCCGGAGCUGGGCUGGGAGCAGAAGCAGCCCCCCGCGCUGCUGCUUGGCAGCCUGAUGAGGAAGGAGCUGCUACCCGAGGCAUCUCUGCUCGUCACCACGCGGCCCACGGCCCUGGAGAAGCUGCAGCGUCUGCUGCAGCAGCCCCGGCACGUGGAGGUGCUGGGCUUCUCGCCGCAGGAGCGGGAGGAGUACUUCCACAAGUACUUCCUCGACGCGGAGCAAGCUGGCCUGGCCUUCCGCCUGGUGCGGGACAAUGAGCCGCUCUUCACCCUCUGCUUUGUGCCGCUGGUGUGCUGGGUGGUGUGCACGUGCCUCAAGCAGCAGCUGGAGGCCGGUGGGCUCCUGAGACAGACCUCCCGGACCACCACGGCUGUCUACCUGCUCUACUUCCUCACCCUCAUGCAGCCCAAGUCCGGUGCUACCGCCGCACCGCAGCCACCUCCCAACCUAAGGGGACUCUGCUCGCUGGCGGCCAGCGGUCUCUGGAGCCAGAAAAUCCUGUUCGAGGAGCAGGACCUGCGCCAGCACGGCCUCGACGGGGCGGACGUGUCGUCCUUCCUCAAUAUGAACAUCUUCCAGAAGGACAUCGACUGUGAGAAGUUCUACAGCUUCAUCCACCUGAGUUUCCAGGAGUUCUUUGCGGCCAUGCACUACCUGCUGGCCGGGGCAGAUGCGCUGGAUGGGGCGCACGGGGCAUGCGGGAGCAGCUCGCCAGUGCACAGGCUGCUGGCCGAGUACGGCCUGUCGGAGCGGAGCUUCCUGGCGCUCACCGUGCACUUUCUCUUCGGGCUCCUGAACGAGGAUCUGCAGGGUGCUCUGCAGAGGAGCUUGGGCUGGACCGCGUCCCCCCACGGCGUCCGCGCACAGCUGCUGGCAUGGAUCCGCGCCAAGGCGCAGAGCGACGACGGCACGCUGCAGCGCGGCUCCCUGGAGCUCUUCAGCUGCUUGUACGAGAUCCAGGAGGACGCCUUCAUUCAGGAGGCCCUGAGCCCCUUCCAGGUGGUGGUGGUCAGUGACAUCACCACCAACAUGCAGCACGCCGUGUCGUCGUUCUGUGCGCGCAGCUGCCGGAACCUGGUGGUCCUGCACCUGUACGGCGCCGCCUAUGGGGCAGACGCGCAGAACCCGCAGGAACGCUGCCCGCACCCCGAGAGGAGUGUCCUGCCUGCCGCCUAUGGUGAGCAGCUGGCAGAGGCUCUGAGCACCAACCCGGGCCUGCUGGAGCUGGCGCUCUACCGCACCGCGCUGGGGAACCAAGGGGUGAGGCUGCUGUGUCAGGGGGUGCGGCACCCCAGCUGCAGACUCCAGAACCUGCGGUUGAAGCGCUGUGGGCUCCCGGCUGCCGCAUGCCAGGACCUGGCAGCUGCCCUGGUCGCCAACAACCACCUGCUCAGGGUGGACCUGAGCAGCAAUGGCCUGGGGCUGGCGGGCGCAAAACUGCUGUGUGAGGGGCUCCGGCACCCCAGCUGCCGACUCCAAAUGCUCCAGUUGCGGAAGUGCCAGCUGGAAGCCGAGGCCUGCCUGGAGGUGGCAUCUGUGCUCAGUACCAGCCGCCAUCUGCUGGAACUGGACCUGACGGGGAACCCUCUGAAAGACUCUGGGUUGCAACUGCUGUGCCCGGGUCUGAGGCAUCCCCUCUGCAGGCUGCGGAUCCUGUGGUUGAAGAUCUGUCACCUCACGGCAGCGGCCUGUGAGGACCUGGCAUCCGUGCUGGGUGCAAGCCCCAGCUUGGUCGAGCUGGACCUGAGCCUGAAUGAACUGGGGGACCCCGGUGUGCUGCUGCUCUGCGAGGGCCUCAAGCACCCCCAGUGCCGACUGCAAACUCUCCGAUUGGGUAUUUGCCGCCUGGGCUCUGAGGCGUGUGGGGGGCUCGCUGCUGUGCUCCAGGUCAACCCACACCUUCGGGAGAUGGACUUGAGCUUCAACGACCUAGGGAAUGAAGGCCUGAGGCUGCUGAGUGAUGGGCUGACCCACCCCACCUGCAGGAUACAGAAACUGUGGCUGGACAGCUGUGGCCUCACUGCCAAGGCCGGUGAGCGUCUGUUUGGUGCCCUGGCGACCAGCCAGACCCUAAGGGAGCUUUACCUGACCAACAACGCCCUGGGGGACUCAGGGGUGCGGUCACUGUGCCGGGGGCUGAGGCUGUCCACCUGCAAACUCCGUGUGCUCUGGCUGUUUGGCAUGAACCUGAGUAAGGCCACUCACAAGAGGCUGUCAGCGCUGCGCCUGGCUAAACCUUACCUAGACCUUGGGUGCUGA
This is a messenger RNA of Sorex fumeus (smoky shrew), 3138 nucleotides long. RefSeq names its product NLR family pyrin domain containing 12 (gene NLRP12). Gene Ontology annotation, molecular function: protein binding. NCBI's taxonomy places the organism in Eukaryota, Metazoa, Chordata, Mammalia, Eulipotyphla, Soricidae. Gene Ontology annotation, cellular component: cytoplasm. Bases 1 to 3138 code for a protein of 1045 amino acids. The transcript is spliced from 9 exons. The record is from RefSeq and is a predicted model, not a curated record. Gene Ontology annotation, biological process: negative regulation of inflammatory response; positive regulation of MHC class I biosynthetic process; cellular response to cytokine stimulus.